Messenger RNA from Cuculus canorus (common cuckoo), 5384 nucleotides. RefSeq names its product proton activated chloride channel 1 (gene PACC1). Gene Ontology annotation, cellular component: cell surface. The record is from RefSeq and is a predicted model, not a curated record. The transcript has 10 exons. The coding region runs from base 583 to 1716 and encodes 377 amino acids. Lineage: Eukaryota; Metazoa; Chordata; Aves; Cuculiformes; Cuculidae.
GUCUUCUCACCCGCCCCUGCCUGCAGGCCAGCAGGCCUCACUAUAGAGCUGGCAAGUGAGGACUUCAAGGAUUUGAAACCUGGAUGUUUGGUGCUGCAGCACUCCAGGGUAUAAUGGAAGACUGGUGAGGAGGACUUUAAACACGCUCAAGGGACUUGCAGCUGGGGAGUAAAAAGCCGUGUAUGUCAUCCUCAUCGUGGCUCAGCCUCGUGUGCCUGACAAGUAGAACCUUUGUGUUCAGAUAACACAGGCCUGUAAUAAACUCAGAGGCACUCUAGCAAACAGAGAGAAUCCUUGAGAUUCCUGCCCUGCACAGUGAAAAAUUACACCUGUGUGAAUCCUUGAUAUGCAGGUGAAAACAGCACAUUCAAAAGCAGACUCUGAAGCUCCACGGUGCCUGCGUUCCCGCUUAUGUGCUUCUGCCUGAGUGUUGUUUUGGAGGUCCUCCAGUUCGCAAGAUGACAAAAGCAGCACAAGAUGAGAAGCACAGGGGAGUGAGGGCACAUCACCAGACAAUGGAGGUGACGACCAAUGGGCCACAUCGCUGUGUGAGGAGCUGUAUUGAGCCUGCAGAGCCAGGGCAUGGAGAAGGCAGUGAAGUUUGCCUAUGCUGCUGGAACAAUAGCUGGGCUUCAGAAUGGGGUUCCCAACCUGGCUGUCCAUCACAUUCAUUUGCUGACUCCACACACCAUAAGACAGCUGAGUGAAGAUGUGGAGAGAAUAUCUGAAAACCCAACAGAUGAGAGAGGAGGAGAGAUGGAAGUUCAUGAAGAUGCCAGCUCUGUUAUUUUACCAGAUAGUGAACUGGGUACCUCUGCCCCUUCUUUGCGUUUCAGCAAGACCUGCCUAAAGAAUGUUUUUUCAGUAAUUCUUCUGUUUAUUUAUCUGCUGCUCAUGGCUGUAGCUGUGUUCCUUGUCUACCAAACCAUCAGUGACUUCAGGGAGAAGCUCAAGCACCCGGUGAUGUCUGUCUCGUACAAGGAAGUGUCCUUGUACGAUGCACCUGGUAUUGCCUUUUACCCAGGCAAGGCUCAGCUGCUCAGCUGCAAGCAUCAUUACUAUGAUCACAUUCUGCCGCUGAUAAAUCCAGGUCAGCCAGGAGACAUUGAAUGCAUCACUCAGAGAAUCAACUACACAGAUCCUUUUACUAAUCAAACUAUGAAGUAUGCUUUGAUUGUUCAAGGCCCUCGUGACGUGAAGAAAAAGGAACUGGUGUUUUUGCAGUUUCAUUUAAAUGGAACAGACCAAGACUUUAGUGCUAUUGACUACCUUCUGUUUUCUUCUUUUGAAGAAUUCAUCAACAGUCCAGAAAAAGCAGAAUUCAUGAAGGAUUGUGAAAGUUCAUACUCCAGCUGGAAGUUUUCCGGAGGCUUUCGGACUUGGGUCAAGAUGUCCUUGGUGAAGACAAAAGAAGAAGAUGGUAGCGAGACGGUUGAAUUCAAACAAGAGACUAGUGUGGUUAACUAUAUUGACCAGAGAGCUGAACCAAGAAGUGACCAGCUGUUUUUUGUGGUAUUCGAAUGGAAAGAUCCUUUUAUACAGACUGUUCAAGACAUUAUCACAGCAAAUCCUUGGAACAUGAUUGCUCUUCUUUGUGGCAUCUUUUUGGCCCUGUUUAAGGCAGCAGACUUUGCUAAGUUAAGUGUGAAGUGGAUGAUCAAAAUCCGAAAGAGACAUCUGAAAAGGAGGAGUCAAGCAAUGAACCACAUAAGCUGAGACUCAGACUGCCUUUUAACUCUUCAUAGCAGGAGGGAUAGAAAAUAACUGGAAUAAACUCCAAUCAGCAAUGCAGCAGUUAAAGAUGGAAACCAGGUGUGUUUUCUUCCAUAAAAACGACAGCUGGAGGAACAGCUGAGUGAAGUGGCCUCUGAACUUCAACAAGGAGCUAACUCUAGGACAGAUCUAACAAACUCAUGCUUUUCUAUUCCAAAUUUAACAAGCUUACUUCAGUGUAUGGGGAGAACCCAGGGGAAGGAGGUAAUUCACUGAUGUUCAAAAAGUCAGUGCUGUAGUGGUUAAGUUCUAGAAAAAAUGGAUGGUGUUUGUGUGCUCCUCAGAAGAGGAGGGUUUUAACUUCUGCGUGAGCCACGACCUGCAACUGCUACUGUAACGCAGUUACUUCCUUGACUGUGUUUAGUGGAAGGUAAAGCACUCAACAGAACAGCCUGCCCUCCCCUCUCCGAAGUAUGUAUUAAAACAAAAUACACUGGAAUUCUAUUACGUGUCAUUUUUUUUUAUUUAAAACAUAGUGACUUUAAUAUUAAAAGAAUACUUCUAAUAAGAUAUUGUGUACAUUCCUUGAAAACUCUCCAUAUCCAGGUUCAGCUGGAGCUUUACAGGAGGUAGGCAAGGCAAGGGUACUACUGCCAGAGGAUAAGGUGAAAAUUAAUCCAACCCAAGGUAAACUCAAGCAACUCAGUACCUGGGUGCCUGAGCUGAUGAUGGAAUUCAAAGUCUGUCUUUCCUUGUUGUUCCUAAAGUAGUGAAAAAAAAUCAUCUUUCAUCAGCCUGGCGUUUCAAUGCGAUUCUCUACUAUAGAAAAUCAUGGAAUCACAGAAUAAUUUGGGUUGGAAGGGACCUUAAAGGUCAUCCAGUUCCAACUCCCCUGCGAUGGGCAGGGACAUCCCACUAGACCAGGCUGCCCAAGGCCCCGUCCAGCCUGGCCUGUGUGCUAACAAACUGUGCUGGGGUGGUGUAGUCUUUUUCUUCCUUCUAAGUCCCUUGUUCCUCUGGAUACCCAACUCAGAGUUGUGGAGGCUACAGGGCAGCAGUGCAUCACUCUGUGUUUGCUCCGAUGGCUUUGUUGCAAGGAGCGGAGCACACUAACUCUAUUUUGCUUCUUCUAUCCUCUACUAUCAGAAAUUACUCCUCGUUCUUUUUUCUUUUGUCUAAGGAAGCAUUUUAGAACUAAAUUUGCCAUGUUUGGUCAAUACAGAGCCUUGAUUUGCUCUGGAGCAAAGCAGGGCCCUGUAUUGACCAAACAUGGCAUUAAACAAGGGAGCAACCAUUCACAGGGAUAAGAGGAAAAAACAAACGGGAGCACUGGCUGCCACCAUGGAGGCAGCAUGCGGGUUCUCCUGUGUCCAGACAGGUGGGGCGGGGGGUGGUUACAGCCUACUAGUCACUUGUAGUUACCACUCCUGCCCCUUCCCCAGAUCCUGUGUUGGUGCUUCAAACAGCUCAUCAUGGUGGAGUCUGAGCUAAUUCAUCGCACUCUUCUGCAGGAAAAAAGAUGUUUGCAUGUAGGAAGAGGUGGUGUCAUGUUCAGUGUCUUGCAGCGAUGGUUCUGGCCCAGCAGGGCUAAUCCUGUGCCUCUGCCUCAGACGAGGUAGUUAGCACCGCUCACAGUAAGGGGAUGAGUCUGAACCAGAGGGGAGCUAAGACCAAACACUCCACUGCUGAAGCAAACUGAGAGCUACUUCAUUCCUAGGGGUUGGUGUGGUACAGAAGGGGACAGAAAAUCAGAACGGGGGAGGGAGGAAUAGGGAGGGAAAAGAAAGAAUAAUAAACACCCCCCACAAACUUAGACCAUCCCUAUCAAGGAAAUCCCUGCUGAUUUUGCUAUGCAACAGCCUACACUGGUGGGAAAGCAUGCCACUGACUUCCUUGGCCUGCUUACAGCCCUUUGCCUUCCCAAAUACACUGUUGAGGACCUGUUCUACAGGUAAGCUGGAGACAACUGAGUUUUCUUGCUGAUUGAUGAGAAGCCCAAUGUGAGCCGACAAUGUGCGCUUGCAGCCCAGAAGGCCAACCGUGUCCUGGGCUGCAGCAAAAGCAGCGUGGCCAGCAGGAUGAGGGAGGGGAUUCUGACCCUCUGCUCCUCUCUUGUGAGACCUCAUCUGGAGUACUGUGUCCAGUUCUGGAAUCCUCAACAUAAGAAGGAUAUGGAGCUGUUGGAACAGGUCCAGAGGAAGGCUACAAGGAUGAUCAGAGGGACGGAGCACCUCCCACAUGAGAACAGGGUGAGAGAGUUUGGCUUAUUCAGCCUGGAAAAGAGAAGGCUUUGAGGAGACCUUAUAGUGACCUUCUGGUACCCCAAGGACCUACAGGAAAGCUGGGGAGGGACUGUUCACAAAGGCUUGUAGUGAUAGACUGGGGCAAUGAGUAUAAACUGGAGAGGGACAGAUUUAGACUAGACAUAAGGAAUUUCUUCACCAUGACAGUGGUGAGGCGCCGGCACAGGUUGCCCAGGGAAGCUGUGGAUGCUCCAUCCCUGGAGGGGUUCAAGGCCAGGUUGGAUGGUGUCCUGGGCAGCCUGAUCUAGUGGGAGGUGCCCCUGUCCAUGGUAGGGGGGUUGGAACUGGACAAUCUUUAAGGUCCCUUCCAACCCAAACUAUUCCGAGUCCGUGAUUCUUUACUGUGUUCUUGAAGAAAUGCUCUUUACAGCAGCUGUUUCUUGGCUUUCACAGACAUGAUUAGAAACCAUCAUUCGGUCAGGAAUGGAUGCACCCUGCUAGAUGCACUUUUUGUUCUUUUAUGCCAUUAAGGUCAGAGAACAAAGCUGGAAUGAGAAGGGAGUACGCUUAAAUGAAGGCUACGCUCCUUUCUGCAGUAUUUAAAGUACCUGGAUUUUUUUUUUUUUAAAUAAACUACCCAAGUAAUCAACUUCAGUCACUACAUCUCGGCUGUCUUAUAAAGACAUCUUGUUAGCUGAGCAGCCAAGAAACCUCUUUUUCAUAGAAGGAGUGAUUCUAACAGCAAGUGUCACACACCUUGAAAUAGCCUCUUCCUACAGCUACUGUGUUGGUUUUCUAUUCCUUCCUCUUCAUGUCCAUAUCAAUACAUUUUUUAACAAUUUCAAGUGCCAGUAAUUUGUUCUUAGUACCACUGGGAGGUAAGAGUUAGAUUCCCCAAGAAGUAUAUAAUUUAUUUCCUUUACCCUGUAGGACAGCUGGAAAAUAACUUAUAUUGCAAAUUGAGGGGUUUACUUUACUAUGGAAAAAAGGCACUAAAGUACAGAACUGAGGUAAACAAGAGGGCCACCCCCUGCCGAGCUGGCAGAGCACACCCUUGCAGGCCCCAGGGGGGUUUAACAUCCUGCAUCAAGAAGCACCAGAACAAAUAAAGGACUUUUUUCCUCCCAAAUUUUGGGCAGUCAUAUACCACGGCAGAGUUGACUUUGGUAGCCUUUUAUAUAAAACUGACGACUAGAGAGUAGCAACUACUUGGUUUUGACCAGCCGGAGUUUAUGGAAGGGAAAACCACUUCCCAUUUCCUCUGUGAAACACAACUACUUAGAGACAAAAAUAAAUUAACAAUAAAAGUGAAAUUAAGUCAACUUAAACAGAGUAGUAGUGACUUUUCCCGCCUCAAAGCUGUUUGAAUAAUGCCAGUAAAGCAGCCAAGCACGAGGUAACAGCAGCUCAGGCCAACCCCCAUCUCAU